Halichondria panicea is the source of this 1801-nucleotide messenger RNA. RefSeq lists its product as uncharacterized. The record is from RefSeq and is a predicted model, not a curated record. Gene Ontology annotation, molecular function: acid phosphatase activity; metal ion binding. NCBI's taxonomy places the organism in Eukaryota, Metazoa, Porifera, Demospongiae, Suberitida, Halichondriidae. The transcript is spliced from 15 exons. The coding region runs from base 8 to 1714 and encodes 568 amino acids.
GCAUGGGAUGAGAAGUGACAUGAUGCCUGUGCCGAGAGCUGUUCUUGUUGUUGUGCUGUCUCUGCUCAGUGUGGGCUACUGCCACUAUGAAGUAAACCCUUUGAGAUCCUUCAGACAUGAGAGAGCAAUUGUGAAGCUAGAACAAGAUAUUAAACUGUAUGUAUCGCCAAAUACACUGAAUAAGUCUGGCGAAUGGGUGACAGUUAGUUGGAGCAGUGUUAGCCAGCCGAGCACGCUGGAUUGGGUGGGUCUGUGGGUGCUGCCUGAUAACCAAACCAGCAUCGAUGCCAAGACGAAGGCACCUGUAAAGUAUCAGUAUUGCAAUCAUUCGAGCACUCAUUUGUCCAAGGGGUUUGGAAAGUUGAGGAUUUACUUGGUCAAUAUGCGUGGAGUGAACCAGUUUGGAUUUUUUAGGGGAGGAUUUGAGAAUCCCACCUUGGCUGCUGUUUCUAAUGUUGUCACCUUGGAGUACCCCAAUGAGCCACUUCACGGUCAUCUUGCUCUCACCAACAACAUUGCUGAGAUGGUCUUGAUGUGGGUGACUAGGGAUGCAACUACUCCUCAGGUGAAGUGGGGAACUACAAGCAAACAGUACACAAGCACAAAGAAUGCUGUGAGCUCCACAUACAAAGCCACUGACAUGUGUGCUUCUCCUGCAAGGGACUAUGGAUGGCUGGAUCCUGGACUGAUCCACAAGGUUACACUGGAUGGGCUCAAGCCACAAACCAAAUAUUUCUACAUCUUUGGUGAUGAUGCUUAUGGCUGGAGCGAAGAAUUCAAUUUCACAUCAGCUCCUAAGACUGGACCUGAUGUCGUAACCAGAGUACUGGCAUUUGGAGAUAUGGGUCAUGGUUUGAAAGACGACACUCGACAAGUGCUUAAACUGGAGCAGCCUUCCCUGAACACUACAAAAAAUCUGAUCAGUGAGAUGGGAGCCCACGACCUCAUCAUUGAUGUUGGGGACAUAAGCUAUGCUGAUGGUUAUGAGCCCAUUUGGGAUGAGUACUUUGAUCAAGUCAAGACACUGCUUGCUGGGCUACCAUGUAUGGUUAACCCUGGAAACCACGAGAGCGACUCUCCCAACUCAGAUGCUUACUGGCAGGAGAAUGGUUCUGGAGGAGAGUGCAACGUCCCUUAUGUCAACAGAUUUGCCAUGCCAACUCCUGGUCCCCAGCAGCCAUGGUAUGGGUUUGAUUUUGGCUGCAUCCACGUUGUGAUGAUGAGCACUGAGCACGACUUCACCAGCACCUCCAAGCAGUACACCUAUCUUUCAGAGCACCUCAAGAGUGUUGACAGAACGAAAACACCCUGGCUGAUAUUUGGAGGGCACAGGCCCAUGUAUGUGGAUAGUUCCAAUGAGACUGAGCCUUCAGGGCAGAUACCAGUAUCAAAACUACUGAUACAACAUAUUGAACCUUUACUGGUGACUUACAAGGUGGACAUUGCGUUCUGGGGUCAUCACCACACCUACCAGCGUAUGUGUCCAGUGGUGAAUGGCGUCUGUCAGGAAGGAGCUCCAGUGCAUGUUAUCAUGGGAAUGGCAGGCAGAGCUCUUCUUCACGAUCUCAGUCCAACUCCUCCAAGUUUUGUUAAAGUGCUCGAUGAGUGGCACUGGGGUUAUACGCGGUUUGUGGCUAAUUCAACAACGCUGGUGUUCCAGUACAUCCACAAUGACGGGAAUAUUUAUGAUACAGUGAUCCUCAAAAAGAACUAAUCAAAGACUUUUGUGAACACACGUAAUAUUAAAUGUGUUUGUACCAUGACAACGGUAAAUUGUUACAUAAUAGGUGUUUGACCUUUA